This is a messenger RNA of Schistocerca nitens (vagrant locust), 3402 nucleotides long. RefSeq names its product polycomb group protein Psc-like. NCBI's taxonomy places the organism in Eukaryota, Metazoa, Arthropoda, Insecta, Orthoptera, Acrididae. Gene Ontology annotation, molecular function: promoter-specific chromatin binding. Gene Ontology annotation, cellular component: PRC1 complex. The record is from RefSeq and is a predicted model, not a curated record. The transcript has 8 exons. Gene Ontology annotation, biological process: negative regulation of transcription by RNA polymerase II. The coding region runs from base 1 to 3402 and encodes 1133 amino acids.
AUGGAGGCAGCGCGGUCGGCAACGGGACGUCUGCUGCUGCGCGAGCUCAACCCCUACAUCUUGUGCACGCUUUGCGGCGGCUACUUCAUUGACGCCACCACCAUCGUCGAGUGCCUGCACUCCUUUUGUCGGAGUUGCAUCGUACGUCACCUUGAGAAGAGCAAGUUCUGCCCUAUCUGCGAUGUCCAGGUGCACAAGGCGAAGCCACUGCAAAGCCUCCGGAGCGACCGGACGCUGCAGACGCUGGUGUACAAGCUGGUGCCCGGGCUGUACCAGGCCGAGGUGCGGCGCCGGCGGGAGUUCGAGGCGGGCCACGGGGUGCCGCCGCGGCCGCAGUCGCCUUCCUACUUCCUCUCCGCCGACGACUCCGUGCUCCUCGAGCUGGGAUACCACCAAAGUGACUUUCCGACGGAUGAUGAGGCGCCCAACGGUGGAGAGAUGCAGCAUUCAAAGGAGGAGGCGGCGGGUGUGCAUCCGUGGUACCUGCGCUGCCCUGCAGCCGUCAGCAUCCGCCAGCUGAAGCACCUGGUGCGCUCCAAGUUCGGCGUCACGGACGAACACCGAGUAGACGUCAUCUACAGGGGCGAGUGUCUGCCAGACACGUUCACGCUCAUGGACAUCGCGUACACCUUCUCCUGCCAACGGGAGGCGGGGGCCGAAGCGGCCGCGUCCGUCCAGCCGGAGCCCUCGCGAGAAACGUCCGUCUGUCCAGAAGAGCCGCCGCCCCAGACGGAUGACAAGGUGGACCCGCAGCCGGCGGAAGCGCCUGCAGCGGACCCUCCAGCGCGUGUCGAAAACUUGCCGCCUGCUUCACUGACUGACGCGCAGGGGGCCGUCCCGGAAGCUGCGCCCUGCGUCGAGAACUCGCUGGGGCCGCAGCAGCAGCCGGAAAAGGCGGCGUCAGCGGCAGACGUGCCGGCGCAGGGCCAGCAGCCGCAACCCGCUACGCCGACGACAGAGGCGACGCAAGAGAAAAGCGACGAGGCGAAGGACUGCGCGGCGGUAGCGCCGCUGACUGACUGCGUUGCGAGCGCAAACCACAAGACUGAAGGAGGGGAGGCCGAGCGCAAGCCGGCCAGUCCGGAGAGAGAGCCCGAGUUGCCGCCGCCACCUCCACCCCAGCCACUGCUUGCGCCCAACCCCAUCGUCCUGCCUGUCACCUCGUUCGACCUGGAAUCUAUAGCGGACGACUUCAACGAAGAGGAGGACGAGGACGAGUUUACCUUGAGAAUAUCGUCUUCUGAAGGCGAGGACGAGGAAGUGGUCCCCGAGCCUCUGCCCGAGAAACCCAAAGAGCCGGAACCCGUUCCGGAGAAGCCCGCGGAGGAGGAGGAGCAGCCAGUGUUGCCGAGAGAGAAGAGGGGCAAGGGUCUCGGCAAGUCGAAGGCGAAAACGAGAGAGGAACACGGCGGUGGGCGCAAGAGGAGUAAGCACAAGUCUAAACACCACGCGCGCGGCGAAGAAGGUGCUAAGAAGAGGAGGGUACACAAGAGCGAAAUCACGUCGACGCCGACGAUUUUGCAGUACGAUAAGGACGCCAUGAAGCUGAAAGUGAAGCUGAAUUCCCCUACGAGUCCGGUGAUAUCUAACCUUCCGUCUUCCUCGAAUUCGGGGCACCACAAGCACCACCCUCACCACCACUCCAAACACCACCACCAUAACAAACACCAGGAGCAGCAGGACCAGAACGGAGCGGGGGUGGGAAGUAGUGGCGACGCGGCUAACGCCGACGGAGAUUGGGCGGUCGCUCCCAAGGAGCGCGUUCCACAGAUCAGAUCGCAUAGGACGAACAAGAGUCUGUGCUAUACUCCCAAGUCUCCCGACACAUCCGAGGGAGGAAACGCGGCGAAGAAGACGAACGUGAUGCUUCCGCCGUCCUCCAUCACCGUAAGCAAGGUGACUGCCGGCGAGAAGCGCAAGCUCGACCACAAGACGAACAGUGCGUCGGAAAGUAAGAGGCCCGCCCUCGAGAUUAUGCUGGUCAGCGCGCCCGGCCCCGGACAGUCGGGCAGCGGAGGACAGAACAAGACUGCUGCCAAGUCGUCUACUUCGUCCAAGCAAACUCCGUCCACUACGAGCGAGUCGGAGUUCGGUAAAAAGGCGGGUGGGGGUGAGGGUCCGAGUGCGAAAACGUCGAGACCUCUGCCGGCGACGAUACCGCUCGUGAGGAUUAAGAAGCCCUCGGCGACGGGCGUGCGGCCCCUGACGGGUCUGACGAUCACUCCGAAGCCGCCGUCGAACGCCGCGAACAAGAGCGCGCCGCCGACGAGGACUGCGGCGGCGCCCAAGGCGGACAGCAGCAAGCCGGACGACGAGCAGGCGAUCCGGCACGACGACAUCGGCGCGCUCGACCUGUCGGGCAAGUCGUCUCGGGCGCGGGACGGCGCGUCGCCCACGUCGCCCGGCAUGGACCUCAGCUCGCCGCCCUCCACCAAGAGCCCCACGGCGCCCGCGCAGCAGAGCAUCCUGUCCAUCGCGCAGACGCUCGUCCACCGCCAGCUAUCCAGCCUGCACCCGGGGCUCGUUAUGGCCGGCAACGCCAACCUCAUCUCGUCGACGGUACCCGGUCGUAACGGGAGCAACUCUCCCAACGCGCCCUCGGACGGUGCGCUCUCCUCCGCGCUGCUGGGGACGCUGGCGGGGCCCGGCGGAGGUGGCGGCGGCGCGCCGUCCGGAUCGACGCCGACGUCCAAUAUGAGCAACCUCAAGACGCUGUCCGAGGCGGCGGUGCACGUCCGCAACAUGAUGUCGUCACAAGGCAAGGGCGGCGCGCGUGCGCCGUCCAAGCAGCAGCAGCAACAACAGCAACAACAACAGAAGGCGGUGGCAGCGGCAGCCGCGGCGGCGGCGACGUCGCAGGCCAAGGGUCCGGCCAAGUCCGGAGCGUUCUCGCGGCCGUCCCCGACCGGUCAGUACGCGUCCGGCGCCGGCUCCGGCGCGCCCUCCGCCUACUCGCUGGCCGCUGCGGGAGGCCCCGGCUCGCCGAUCCGCAUCCCCGUUCCGCCGUCCAAGCCGGCGGGCACUCCACAGCUCCACGACGUGUUCUCGUGCCGCGGUCGCGGCGCGGCGGGGGCGGGGCCGCCCGGGGGCGGCUACGCCAGCCGCAAACCCGGCCCCAACCAGACGGUGCGCCACAUCCCCAACCCGUCGGCGCUCAUGUUCCGCCAGCAGCCGCAGCACCGCAUGCAGGCCAAGGCGCCGCCCAUCUACCAGGGCUACGCCACGUCCAAGGCGUCUGCCGCGCAGGCCGCCGCCGCCGCCGCCGCCGCCGCCACCGCCACCGCCACCACCGCCCAGUCGUCCGUCUCCAACAUCCGCAAGAUGGAGAACAUGACGCGCAACAUCGAGAAGGUGGCCGCCGGGCUCACCAUCCGCGCCGUCGAGGCCAACGUCAGCAAGUGA